Messenger RNA from Humulus lupulus (European hop), 1128 nucleotides. RefSeq names its product O-fucosyltransferase 19-like. Lineage: Eukaryota; Viridiplantae; Streptophyta; Magnoliopsida; Rosales; Cannabaceae. Gene Ontology annotation, cellular component: cytoplasm. The record is from RefSeq and is a predicted model, not a curated record. The coding region runs from base 1 to 1128 and encodes 375 amino acids. The transcript has 7 exons.
AUGGAUGAAAGAAUUACAGUAAUAGUUGGGUCAUUACAGGUUAUGUCCACUUUAGAUCAUAAUUCCUAUUGGAAUGACUCUAGUAAUUUUAGAGACAUCUUUGACUGGGAGACGUUUGUUGAAGUUUUAAAGGAUGGCAUUACAAUUAUAGACUCGCUCCCACCGGAAUAUGAAUUAGUGAAGCCUCUUGCUAAAAUUCAGGUAUCUUUUUUUCAGCUUUCUUACUAUAGAGACAUGCGAGAAAGAGAACUCAAGAGAGACAAAGUGAUCAAGUUUCUCCAAACGAAUUCGAGGCUAGCUAACAAUGUACCACUUUCGACUCAAAAGCUUCGAUGUCAGAAAAUGUAUGAUGCAUUAAAGUUUAGAAAAGACAUCGAAAAACUUGGGAAGAAUUUGGUUGAAAGAAUAAGAAAAAAUAAAAAGCCAUACAUUGCUCUCCAUUUAAGAUAUGAAAAGGAUAUGCUUGCUUUCACAGGCUGCAGCCACAACCUUACCAUGAAUGAGCAUGAGGAGCUUACGAAAAUGAGGUAUGAGACAAAUCAAUGGAAAGAAAAGAAGAUCAAUGCUAAAGUCCAAAGACUCCAUGGGAAGUAUCCCAUGACACCAAGAGAAGUAGCCAUAUUUCUUGAGGCACUUGGAUAUCCACCUGAUACACAAAUUUACAUAGUUGCUGGUAAAAUCUAUGGUAAAGAUGGUAUCCAAUCGUUGAAACAAAAGUUUUUGAAUCUGUCUACUAAGCUCAGGUUAGCAACAAAGGAAGAGUUAAGGCCUUUCAUGAAUUCAAAGAAUCUACUUGCUGCCAUAGACUAUGUUGUGGCGUUGGAAAGUGAUGUGUUUAUUCACUCUUAUGAUGGUAAUAUGGCUAGAGCAUUGCAAGGUCAUAGAGUUUAUGAAGGUUUUAGGAAAACCAUUAGCCCUGAUAGGCAAAAAUUAGUGAAGCUCGUUGAUGAAUUAGACAAGGGUAACAUAACUUGGGCAAAAUUUUCAUAUUUGGUCAAGAGCUUUCAUGAGAAGAGAAUUGGGGGACCAAAACCAAGGUCUACUUCACUUACUCAAAAAUCCCCAAAACUUGAGGAGAAUUUUUACGCAAAUCCUUUUCAUGGUUGUAUUUGUCAACAUAAAGUCUAA